Molecule: messenger RNA, 735 nt
Organism: Eriocheir sinensis (Chinese mitten crab)
Lineage: Eukaryota; Metazoa; Arthropoda; Malacostraca; Decapoda; Varunidae
Product: ankyrin-3-like
Exons: 6
Coding region: 1-735 (244 amino acids)
Molecular function (GO): protein binding
Source: RefSeq, a predicted model, not a curated record
AUGUCUCUGGUGCUCAGCUGUACUCCCACGAAUAGUGAGAAAGUACAAAGAUGGACGGCCAUCCACUGGGCUGCAGUGUUAGGUAGAGUUGAGUGUGUGUCUACCCUCAUCCUGGUCACGCCGCCCACCCCCGAGCUGCUGCAGGCCGCCGACGGACACACCCCGGUGCACCUCGCCAGCUUUGGUGGCCACGCGGAUGUGCUGAAGGCCCUGGAGGGGGCUGACUGGCCUCUUUACGCUAUGGGCGGCGAUGGCUUGACACCCCUGCACUGGGCUGUUAAGGCAGGGCGUCUGAACGUGGUCAGGUACCUGCAGGAUAAGGGCGCGGCGCCCAGUACGGGGGCCGGUGAUGACCUCACGCCGCUGGACUUGGCUGAGAGGCAGGGUAAAGACUUAGCAGCGAGGUGGCUGGCGAGGAGGAGCGGCGCGGUGCACGGGGACGCCGCCCACAGCCUGAAUCCUAAGGUCACGUCCAGUGCCGGGGUGAACGCUGCAACAGGUGACGACACGCUGCGGCCAGACGACGUGAGGAAACUGCUUGGCUUCAGGGAAUGGCUGAUAGACGGCUUCAACAAGAAGGUAACCAAGCAAGGGCGGACUCCUCUGGAUUGCCUGACGGAGGAGCUCAACACCCUGCUCCUGCGUCACCAGUGUUCCCACCUAGGUGAGCUGCAUGCUGGCUGCCUGGACCGGGAUUCGAAAACUGGCCCACUGAGUAGUAGCCAGGCACGCUGA